Molecule: messenger RNA, 11076 nt
Organism: Heterocephalus glaber (naked mole-rat)
Lineage: Eukaryota; Metazoa; Chordata; Mammalia; Rodentia; Bathyergidae
Source: RefSeq, a predicted model, not a curated record
GGCGGCGACGACGGCAGCUGCCGCGGCGGUAGCGACGGCCGCGGAGACUCGGAGCUGAGAGGAGCUGCGGCUCGGACCAGCGCGGUUAAAUUUCACACUAUGUGCUGACUGUAUCUACAGAAGAUAAUUUAAAAAAAGAUAAACUUUUUUCAAAGGUUUUGAUUCCAGUGGAAUCUUUGCUUUAGAUUUUGUGUGUGUGUGUGUGUGUUAGUGAAUUGUAACUCCAGAAGCAAUGCCUGUACAAGCUCCACAAUGGACGGAUUUCCUUUCCUGCCCAAUUUGCACUCAGACUUUCGACGAAACAAUUCGAAAACCUAUCAGUUUGGGUUGUGGCCAUACUGUCUGCAAGAUGUGCCUGAAUAAACUCCACCGCAAGGCUUGCCCAUUUGACCAGACCACUAUCAAUACAGACAUUGAGCUCCUCCCUGUGAACUCAGCAUUGCUACAGCUAGUGGGUGCUCAGGUCCCUGAGCAGCAGCCCAUUACAUUGUGUAGUGGUGUUGAAGAUACAAAGCAUUAUGAGGAAGCCAAGAAAUGUGUAGAAGAAUUAGCAUUGUACCUGAAACCGCUCAGCAGUGCUAGAGGAGUGGGUUUGAAUAGCACUACUCAGAGUGUUCUCAGUCGCCCGAUGCAAAGGAAGCUUGUGACUCUGGUCCACUGCCAACUAGUGGAGGAAGAAGGCAGAAUUCGUGCCAUGAGAGCUGCUCGAUCUUUAGGUGAACGAACAGUUACAGAGCUCAUUCUCCAGCACCAGAAUCCUCAGCAACUCUCUUCCAACCUUUGGGCAGCAGUCAGAGCUAGGGGCUGUCAGUUCCUUGGACCAGCGAUGCAAGAGGAAGCUUUAAAGCUGGUUCUCCUGGCCUUAGAAGAUGGUUCUGCUUUGUCAAGAAAAGUAUUGGUUCUCUUUGUGGUGCAGAGGUUGGAGCCACGGUUUCCUCAAGCCUCUAAGACUAGCAUUGGUCAUGUUGUUCAGCUUCUUUAUAGAGCUUCUUGCUUUAAGGUCACCAAGCGUGAUGAAGAUUCUUCUUUGAUGCAGCUGAAAGAAGAAUUCAGAACCUAUGAAGCUUUGCGACGAGAGCAUGAUUCCCAGAUAGUGCAGAUUGCUAUGGAAGCAGGCUUGAGAAUUGCACCAGAUCAAUGGUCCUCUCUGCUUUAUGGAGACCAGUCUCAUAAAUCUCAUAUGCAGUCCAUUAUUGACAAGUUGCAGACCCCAGCCUCUUUUGCACAGAGCGUUCAGGAACUAACAAUUGCUCUCCAGAGGACUGGAGACCCAGCAAACUUGAACCGCCUAAGACCCCAUUUGGAGCUAUUAGCAAAUAUUGACCCUAGUCCAGAUGCUCCUCCUCCUACAUGGGAACAGCUAGAAAAUGGGCUGGUUGCUGUGCGUACCGUGGUACAUGGCCUGGUUGAUUAUAUUCAGAACCACAGCAAAAAAGGAGCAGAUCAACAGCAGUUAUAUUUGUUUUUCUAUGCAUGCGUUUUCUUUUUGUAUAGAUUCCGUAAAAUGAACAAACGUCUGGUCCCUAGAAGACCCCUGAGUGCCUCUUUGGGUCAGCUUAAUGAGGUGGGCCUGCCUUCAACAGCAAUCCUUCCAGAUGAAGCUGCAGUGGAUCUGCCUAGCAGAAAAGCCUCUGCUCUGCCCAAUGGAAUUGUGUCAUCAGGGAACGCAGUAACACAGCUCAUCCCACGAGGCACGGACCCCAGCUAUGAUUCUAGUCUGAAACCAGGAAAGAUAGAUCAUCUGAGCAGUAGUGCUCCCGGAUCCCCUCCUGAUCUGCUAGAGUCUGUCCCUCAAAGUAUUUCUGCCUUACCUGUGACUACACAUCCCGUACCUCAGAGGGGGCCACCAGAGCUGCCUCCCCUGCCUGUCACCAAGCCCCUUCAGAUGGUACCUCGAAGUUCUCAGUUAUACCCACCACAGCAAGCUGAUGUUUAUUAUCAGGAUCCUCGAGGAGCUGCCCCACCAUUUGAACCAGCACCUUAUCAGCAGGGGAUGUACUAUACUCCACCACCACAGUGUGUGUCCCGCUUUGUCCGACCUCCACCAUCUGCUCCUGAAGGUGGUCCUCCAUACUUGGAUCAUUAUUCACCCUACCUCCAAGAUCGUGUUGUAAGCUCUCAGUAUGGCACACAGCCUCAACAGUACCCAGCUAUGUACCCACCUCACUAUGACGGCCGUCGAGUGUACCCUGCUCAGUCUUACACAGCAAGAGAAGAGAUUUUCAGAGAAAGUCCUAUACCCAUUGAGAUUCCGCCUGCAGCAGUACCAUCUUAUGUACCAGAGACCAGAGAAAGGUACCAGCAGAUGGAAGGUUACUACCCAGUGGCUCCUCAUCCAACUCAGAUCAGACCUUCAUAUCCCAGAGAGCCUCCUUAUGGCCGACUUCCUCCUCCUCCACAGCCGCAUCCUAGUCUGGAUGAACUGCAUCGUAGACGAAAGGAAAUAAUGGCCCAGUUAGAGGAAAGAAAGGUUAUCUCUCCACCUCCUUUUGCACCUUCACCAACAUUACCACCUGCAUUCCAUCAAGAGGAAUUUUUGGAUGACGAAUUGAAGGUAGCUGGGAAAUACAAAACAAAUGAUUAUAGCCAAUACUCUCCUUGGUCAUGUGACACCAUUGGCUCCUACAUUGGAACCAAAGAUGCAAAACCCAAAGAUGUUGUGGCAGCAGGGAGUGUGGAAAUGAUGAAUGUAGACACUAAAGGAAUGCGAGACCAGCGAUUGGAUCUUCAAAGAAGAGCAGUAGAAACCAGUGAUGAUGACCUUAUCCCAUUUGGAGACCGACCAACAGUAUCUAGGUUUGGUGCCAUCUCUCGAACGUCCAAAACGAUAUAUCAGGGUGCUGGCCCAGUGCAGGCUAUGGCACCUCAGGGAGCUCCUACAAAAUCUGUUAACAUUUCAGAUUAUAGUCCAUAUGGAGCCCAUGGUGGCUGGGGAGGCUCUCCAUAUUCACCCCAUCAAAGUAUACCUUCUCAGGGACACUUCAGUGAGAGGGAGAGAAUUUCCAUGGCAGAAGUGGCCAGUCAUGGAAAGCCCCUUCCGUCUGCUGAGAGAGAACAGCUCCGACUAGAACUGCAACAACUGAACCAUCAGAUUAGCCAACAGACCCAGCUACGGGGAUUGGAGGCUGUUAGUAACAGGCUGGUGUUGCAGAGGGAGCCAAAUGCCCUGGCAGGCCAGCCGCAGCCCCCACCUCCACCUCCAAAGUGGCCUGCAAUGAUCUCCAGUGAGCAGCUGAGCUUGGAACUGCACCAGGUGGAAAGGGAAAUUGGGAAGAGAACUCGGGAGCUCAGUAUGGAGAAUCAGUGUUCUCUGGACAUGAAAAGCAAAUUGAAUACAAGUAAGCAACCAGAAAAUGGACAACCAGAACCACAAAACAAGGUUCCAGCUGAGGACCUUACAUUGACAUUCAGUGAUGUACCGAACGGAUCAUCCUUGGCACAAGAGGAUAUCAGCCUCCUGUCAAACAAGACCAGCUCUCUGAACCUGUCAGAGGAACCCGAGGGCAGAGGGGAUGACAGUGACUCCCAGAGAUCGAGAGUUACUCCCAGUUCUGCUCCCUAAAACAUGAGGAGUCCUGCUUUGAUCUACUGCUCCUAAUCAGCUAUGGGGCACAGGGGUAAAAGAACAGAUGACUUCUAAACUUUUUCUCUAAGAGCGGUCAGAGAAAUCCAGGAAAAGCACCGAAGGCAAUGUGCACAAACACCACUACUAAAAACAAACCCUGCACAUAGUUCACAUUAAUGCAUUUUUUAAUUUAAAGAAAAAGAAAAUUAGCAGUAUCUGCAAGCAAUUCAGAUUAAAUUUGUUUUUGUUCUGUGAAUGAACUUUAUUUUAAUAACUUUGGACGCCUUGGAUCCAGGGCUUUAAAAAAGAAGAAGAUAUUAUAUAUACACUCUGUUUGAUUAAUUGUAUGAUCUUAAUGAAGUAGGUUUUCUUGUACUUUGGUAUUAUUACAUACCCAGUGUAUAAUUCCUUACCUCCAAUCCUUCCUAACUCUCACCACCACAUAAACUAAACCAGAAAAAAAGCACUGGCAUUUCUGAGACUUCUGUGGUGGUAGAGGCAGUGGUAGACCAAGUUAUUAGAAAAUGUGCAGCAAACUAAAUUUUCUCAGAGCUGUUCUGUGGAAUUAUUUCCUUUCUGGACCACUGACUUCAGGAAUAGAUUAUGUUUUCCUUAUGACAUUGAAACUUUGAGUUCCUCAUUUGCAUGUUAAGGAUCCUCUGCAUUUUCUUAAUGUAAUCAAAGAACGGAUCCAUUGUUUACAUUGUUUGAUUAAAUUUAUAUGAAGUUUAUUUUAGGAAUGUACUGGAACUUACUAGCAUUGGAAAUAUGGAGCUGGUGUAUUGCCUGUUGAACUCAUGUUUAUAAUUGGAAACUUGGAGUUGUGCUUUCUGAAUUAAACUUGCUGAAAUCAUAGGAUAAUUAACCAUGUUUUAAAAACUAACACUUGAUUUGAACUCAAAAUUAAUAGGUAGGAAAAAAAAUUAAUAGGUAGGAAUACAUUAUUUCAGUGGGUAUUUUUGUUUUCACUUUCAAAACCUAAAAGCAUAAAAUAAAAUUCCUGUAUACUGGAGCUCCUGGCUUUCAGAGAUUUGGCAAAUACAAACUGAGUCUUAAGGAUAGUUCAUUAGAAUUACUAGCAUAAAUAGGUAGUAAAUAACCUAGCAGUCAGCUUUCAUAGAACUAGCUUUCUAGCAUUAACAAAGCUUCUUCAUAACAGGAUGUGGUUGCACCCACCUGUAAGCUCAGCACUCUGGGAGGCUGAGGCAGAAGGACUGCAAGUUGGAGCCCAGCCUGAGGGACUUAGUGAGACCCUGUCUCAAAAUAAAAACUAAAGAAGGGGCUGGAAGAUGGAACUCAGUACAAAGCCCCUAGAUUCAAUCCCUAGUACCUAAAAAUGAAAAAAAAGUUUCUUCAUGAGAAUGUUGAAAAGAGUAAGGAAGAAUGUUUUUAUUAUUUGGUUAUGCUGCACAUAUUCUGAUGCCACAAGUCUAUACUUAACCCCUAUAAAACGUUUACUGGGAUUGUUUUUAUAGUCACUCUUUCUCUCUCUCCAUCCUAUAUUUGCCUUAUAUUUUCAAUUCCCUUUCUGGAUUAUACUACUAAUCAGAAAGCACUGGUUAUGUAAUAAGUUACUGCAUUGCUUUGGUUGGGUAAAGCAAACGUUUAUAUUUUUCUUGUUUCUUAUAUUCCUAACCCUUAACUCCUGCUGAGGUCGUAACAACCUCAGUCUAAGCUCCGUACCCAUCAUAUUAACUGAAACAAAUGGGGGGGGGAAGGGUAAUACAGUCCUGCCGUUGCCUACCAGUAGGAGAGUCCAAACAGAACACUCUUUUGAGUAGCAAUUAUUUAAUUUGCCCAGUCAAGGCACCGUGUUUAUAUACUAUUUCACAUUGAAUUUGAUUAUGCCCUACAGACCUGGCUGGUCAAGGAUUUGAUAUACACAUAUUGGCUUGGGAUUCGAGCUUUCUUUUUUAUUUAAAUAAAAAUUUAUAUAUAUUAUAUAUACAUAUAUACAUAGCUAUAUCUGUAUAUAUAUUGGGUAUGUUUUACGGAUUUCUUCGCAUGAGCGCAGCUGUUGCGAUAAAAUGACUGAUUGGGAGGUAAAAGCACUGAACGAAAUUGAGGCAUUUUUCUCAGUUGAAACAUACAUUUUCCUUUCUUUUUUUCACAUUCAUACAUUUACUUUUUUGGCUUUUUUUUUUAACUUAAACCCUCUUAAUUUAUACUUUAAAUACUUUGUUGGGAGAAGGAAAGAAACUACUGUUGUGUCUGACAGAGUCUUAAGAGUUUUCAUUUCUCUGUGUAACUAGAAAAGACAUAGGACCGGGGAUUUAGCUCAGUGGUUCCAGUGCCUGCCUUGCAAGCGCAAGGUCCUGAGUUUGAUCCCCAGUACCAAAAAACAAACAAAUAAACAAACUAUAAAAGACAAAAUAAUUGGCCUGUUAACUUCCAUAGGCAGGUUUGGUUAGAUCUUAUUUCUUCUUUGGAUAUGUCAGAUAAUUUCUAAGUUUUAUAAGCUGUUGGUUUACUUUGGAAGUUAGAGUGAUUGAUUCUGGAAUUAGAAAAUAAUUUAUGGAUGUUCGGUUGGUUGAGAUUCAGAAAAAAUAUAGUUACAUUUUGAAUAUGUAUUGAUUGAGACUCCUAAUAACUCAAAUUCUGUUAUUUUUGUUCUUAUUCCUCCAAGUAUGCUAGUGUCUUUCUUUAAUUUCAUUUGGGGCAACAUAAUUUUUAAAUUGUAGUUUGAAUUCUGGCUGUACCCUUUGAAAGUCCCAUACUGUAGACACAGUCUGGCUGGUUAGGAAUAGUGGUGUACUCCUCUGUUGUGUCUAAUUCAGCUAUUUUAUAUUUUAGAUUGGUCAUUCUGCCUAAUGCCUAAUGAAAAAUUCUUACAGCUUUUCUAGUACCCACCAGCAGGUUCAUGAAUUCAAUAAAACCCCCAAACUUUGGGAUUUGGUUUGGUUGGUUUUGAGUUUUUCCUUUUACUUUUCUCUGAUACACUCUGUACUAUGAGGAGCCAGUAAGGAUAAAUAGCCAAUUAAGGCAUAACUAAUUGACUCUUUACCUGCUUUUUAAAUCCACAUUCACAAAACAUUGGUUUUUUUCUUCUGGCUUUUAAAUUUUAUUAGUGCCUUUAGAAACAUUAAGACAUGAAACCAAUUAGAUAGGUAAUAGAAUUCCAUGAUUUCUUAUUUAAAUAUUAGUAUCUUCUUAAUAAAACUGUUUGCUUUUUCCUGAAUUCAGAAUAAGACUUGGACAUCUCAUAUGAACAUGAACACCUCUGAAAAGAUUAGGUAGGAGUAAUGAGCAUUAUGGUCAUUCUUAUUUAGAUAACAAAGCCAGGGGUUUUAUUAUAGUGAGGAAUAUAAGUACUCUGGCUUACUCUGUUUUGAAAAGUCCAUAGGCAAGAGUAGAAGAACUGAGUUAAUAAGACAUCCAGACACUAUUUUCUGUCUUACAUGUAGUUCUUUGGACUGAUUUCUAGAUACUGUCAUAAGAUAAUGUGUAAUAACUGCCCUGUCUUGGAUAAUAUAAAGAGCCUAAAGUGACCAAAGAUCUAUUCUUUAUUACUUUUCUAAUUAUAACAUAGGUUUGUAGUAAUAUUACUCAUAUGAUAAGCACUAUUCUGAAUGUCAACUACAAAUAUUCAGCUACUUAAAAUGUAUAAAAAAUUUGGUACAACAUUAAUGUGAUUCCUUUCUCCCAUCUUAUUUCCCUUCCCUUUUCCUAUUUUUUUUCCCAUGUAUUUAUUCUUUUGCCUAAAAUCAGAAAAUUGGUAAUGUUCUCAUUUCCUACUUUGAGUAUACAGCUCCAUCAGACUUUCCAUGGGUCUUCAGUUUGGAGCUCAAAAUUUAAUUUUAGUUUUCCUAUAAAUAACUUUUUUUCCCUAAUCCUUUUGCAUUCCACAGUUUCCCCCUUGACUUACCCACUACCCUUCCCAAUCUGUAACAGUGACAGUUUGCUGCCUCAAAACAGAGCAUUCAAAUGAAUUCGCUUAGCCAAUAACUUCUGUGAAGUUGCCUUUUCUAAUGGUGUUAUUACUCAGUGAUGCACAAAUGUGGUAUUUGCCCUACUGGUAGGCAAACAAAGGUCUGGUUAAGAAUGGUAACCUGCUGUUUUCUUUAAAGGAGAGCCAAAGACUUGUGCUUUACUCUGUUUUGGUUUGGGGGGAAGUAGUAGCCAUUUUGAUUGUGAAAACUUUUAGUGUCUGUGAGUUCAUUGUACUGUUUAGAUUUAUCUAAAGUUAACUGUUAUAGUUGGCCUUAUAAAAUGAAAAAGUGAUGAAAAUUCAUUUGUUUUUCUAAUGAAUGUCAUCUUUUACAAUAUUGUAAGUAACUGUCCCCACCUCCACUUUUCUUUUUUUUAAUUUUUGAGAUUAUAUUGUUGUGAUAGCAUCUUUCGUGUUUUUACGUUUUUUCACUUGUGCCUAAAGGAUGAUAUACUAUAUGAGUAUGGUUAGGUGAUGAGACUGGAUAAUCUUAACCAUGUAGCCAGGAAGAAAUAGUUGAGUGUAUUCAGUUUAUAUAACGAGUCAAAGAAACUAGAUUCUUUGCACUAAAGAAGAUUCAGUUACUGUUACUUAUAUACACAAUGGUGAUAGGGAGAAGUCUCAUUAUCUUUCACUUUCUUUUUGCUUACUUUAAAGGAUUAAAUAAAGCUUUCAUAUAUAAAAUCUAUCUGUUAAAAACCACCUGUAAUGAUGAUAUUUCAUGAAAAGAAACAGCCCAGUUACUUGCUAGGCAAAAUUAAUAACCUGUCUAGAAAUUAACUGCAGUGUUUAUUUACAUUUUUAUCCUGAAAGAGUCCAGAUACGUUGAAAUUUUAAUUGAAACCAUGUAUUAUCAAACAGAUCUCUCCUUCAGAAAAUAAAAAUUAGAGCUACUAAACUAAAAAUGAAUUUUAUUCUCAAUCUUAGGCAUUGAAUAAACAAGUGUUGUAGAAGAAUUGCAAUUAAUAUUUUUUUAAUUUCUCAGGUCAACUUUUGUGAGCCAUUUCAAAAAAACAGCUAUUUUUGUCAUAGUGCACUUACUAUUAAUUGUAGUGAACAACAAGAUUUGGAAUUUUAAGAUUUUAAUUUCUGGUUGCUAAAGAUGUUUUUAUAAAUAAUAGAUUCUAGUUGAUAAGUAAUACUAGCCAUAAUGUUAAGAAUAAGGAACUCCCAGCACCAGGAAUAAGUAAAAUGCCUUUUUAAUGUGUGAUCCCAGUGAGUGGGAUAUUUGUUCAGUACUGCACUGAACAGAGUGGGUACAAGAGCCAUUGGAAAUCCUCCCAUGAUAAAAGCACUUAGCUCACCACCGGAAUCCUUGAUUUCAUAGCCUCUCAAUUUUCAGCCACACACUGAAUUUCCCCUAAACUUUGUCCCUGAGCAAAACAUUCCUAAAAUAACCUUUAUUUUCACAGGAAACUAAGGCACAAUAACCCAAAAUAGAGAACUUAAACCUCAAGACAAUAUGACAUCCAAAAAUGUGUAUUUAAAAAAAAAUAAAAUCCUGUGGCAUUUAAUAUCCUAAGGUAUAUACUAGAUAAGGUGACUUACUUUAUUAUAUUAAGGUCCCUCUGUUUCUAGAUGGUUUUUCUGCUUGGUGUGUGUUGUUGUUGCUGCUGCUGCUGCUGCUGCUGCCACUGCCACUGCUGCUGCUGCUUAAACAGAGCUCACAAGUCUUUGGCAUCCACUUUAGGUUAUACGCUCAGAGUCAUCUUAUAACUGGAAACUGUCAGGUGGUUCCCCACCCCAGUCAGAGUAUAAAAGAGUCAAGAAAAAGAUGGGAAUAAAUGUUGGGUGAGUAAUUGGUUGGAUUAGGGGAGAGGGUUUUUCUGUAUUGUUUUUUGCCUGAUUUCUAAAAAUCUUGAUUUAUUAAUGUAAUCUCUCUUCGUUGAUUGGUUGCCAUUCUUAUAAUUUCUGAACCAUCUCAUAAAAUAUUCUUCUGAUUUAAAGACACUUAAAGCUUUUGGUUCUCUUUUUUACAUUUUCUGCUCAACUAAGAGACUAUCCUCAGAACAAUUUUUUUCCAGAUGCUUCACACCCUUUUCAUCCUUUAUCUUCUUCCCACCUGGGAAAGAAAGGAACUUGAAAAAAAAUUUUUUCAUUUUAUUCAUUGCUAAUGGGGCCUCAUUAUCUUACAUGAUGACUCUAUGACUUUUUCUAAUGACAAAAGUGAAUUAAGGGGGCCAGGGAUUUAGCUCAGCGGCACAGCGCCUGCCUAGCAAGCUCAGGGCCCUGAGUUCGAUUCCCAGUACCAAAAAACAAAGUGAAUUAAGGUAAUGAAUAAAACCUUUCAUCCACUUAAGCAUUUUCCAGUUGUGAGAUUCCCCUUGGUGUGUGGUCUCUUCCUCUUGCCAUCUCCUGCUACCCUUUCCCUGGUGAUGGUCAACUGGUGUUUAGGCUCAUACCAGUCUCCCCGAGACAUUCUGCAGUCAUUAUCACCUUUUUGGGGUGGAUUUUAUUUUUACUUCGUUUUUUUUAAAAUAGUUUUUUAACAUUGAUGCAUAUUUGCUUGGGAUAGAGCUUGUAUAAUUUGCCAGUCGUAUUGAUUGUAUGUGAUUGUGCCCUGCAGAGGUAUACUUAACAAAACAAAAAUAAUCUAGGUUAAUAAAGGAGCCCUAGAGAUUUGAGUCAGGUUUACUUGACUUAGGAAAAUACAGUUUUGAAUAGUGAAAAUUCUCUUGUUCUUCUAAAUCAGUGCCAGACAAAAUACCAUUUUUAAAGGUUUUUUUGCAUUCCUGUUUUUCUUUUUUCCAUUGCCACAACCCCCUCUUGUUUUCUAACCUGUCUCUACUCACCUCUUCAGAAAUAAAUAAAUAUUGAGCCUUAAAGUGACAACUGAUUUUUUGUUUUGUUUUGUUUUGUUUUUGGUACCGGGAAUCUCAGGUCCUUGCGCUUGCACAGCAGGCAGUGAAACCACUGAGCUAAAUCCCCGGUCCUGUGACAACUGAUUUUUAAAUUGCUGAGCUUUGUGAAAUUUACUUUUUCCAGAUGUUUCUUUUUUUUUUUUUUAAGUGAAGACAAAUAGACUGGUUUGGAAUUUCCCAUGCUGUGAAUAAUUUCUUAGUAUCUGGCAAACUGUGAAAUCUUACUUGAAGACUAUCUUCUGAAAGUUCUUUUGAAUAAGGCAAACCAUAUUUAAAAUGGACCAUUUUUUCUCUUUUUAAAUGUUUAAUAUUUCCAGUUUUUAACCAGCUUUCAAAACAGAUGUUCUGGGAAAAAAAAGUAAUUAGGAGUGUGUUUAGGGGAACAGAAUUCUGGGUCUGAGUAAGUUUUGUUUCACUUGUUGCAGAUGUUUGAGAGGAUUAAGGCCAUCUUUUUCAAUUUUGUAUUGUUUGUUUGCAUGUUGUUUAUAUCAGAGAUGCCACAUUUUGUUAAAAUGCUAUUUCCUUUCUUUAUUACCUUGGAAUCUGACUCAGCCUCUUGUUGCUCCUACUCAGUGUUUAAGGCUCCUGUGAGUUGCAGAUAAAAGGAUUUAUUUUAAGAAGUAGAAGGAGGUGAUUAACCGUUUGGAUUGUCAAUAUAUGAAAGUAUCUAUAAGGUCUUUAUCUGCUUUCUGUCAGCAUUUAUAUUAAAUGAUAAUGAGGAA